Molecule: messenger RNA, 1414 nt
Organism: Saprolegnia diclina VS20
Lineage: Eukaryota; Oomycota; Saprolegniomycetes; Saprolegniales; Saprolegniaceae
Exons: 1
Coding region: 12-1364 (450 amino acids)
Biological process (GO): polysaccharide catabolic process
Molecular function (GO): beta-amylase activity
Source: RefSeq, a predicted model, not a curated record
AGAGCAGCAACAUGGUGCGUCUGGUCCCUUCGCUCGUCGCCGCCGCGCUCGCCCUUGUCGCCGCCGAAGUGCCUGUCAACGUCAUGCUCCCGCUCGACACGGUCGUUUUGGACGCGAAGGCGUGCAGCAGCACCCGGCUCAAGAAUGCAACGGCGCUGGGCCUGCAAUUUGAAAAGCUCAAGGCGAGCGGCGCCACCGGUGUCAUGGCCGACUGCUGGUGGGGCCUCGUCGAAGGUGCGGGCCCGCGCCAGUACGACUUUGCUGCGUACGCGGACCUCGCUCGGCUCGCCAAGGCGUCCAACCUCACGAUUCAGAUGGUCAUGUCCUUCCACCAGUGCGGCGGCAACGUCGGCGACGAGUGCGACAUCCCGAUCCCGCGCCACUGGUUCACCAAGGACGACGUGUGGUACACAACGCAGGCCGGCUUGAUCACGAAGGAGUACAUCUCGCUCUGGGCCGACGCGACGCCGCUCGACAAGUUUGGCCGCACGCCGCUGCAGAUGUACAGCGAGUUCCUCGCAGCCUUCAAGACGCACGUCGUCGACGCAUACCCUGGUGUCGUCUCGGAGGUCCAGAUCGGCGGCGGCCCCGCGGGCGAGCUCCGGUACCCGUCGUACCAGCUCCAGGAGAACCGGUGGAGCUACUGCGGCGUCGGCGAAUUUACGAGCUACGACACGUACGCAAACGCGAGCAUCGUGGCGCACGCCGCGUCGACAGGCCACGCGCUUUGGGCCACGCGCCCGGGUCCGAGUAACGCCGGCAACUUCAACUGCCUUCCGAGCGAGAACGGCCAGUGCCCUUUCUUUGCGAACGGCGCCGACAACUUUGCGAGUCCGUACGGCCAGUUCUACCUCGACUGGUACAGCGGGUCGCUGCUGCAGCACGGACGCGACCUCACAAAGCUCGGGCGCGACGUCUUUCCCGCGCCGUUUGAGCUCUCGGUCAAGGUCUCGGGCAUCCACUGGUGGUACGACUCGCCGCACCACGGCGCGGAGCUCACGGCCGGGUACCAAAACACCAACAACAAGAACGCGUACUACGACAUUGCUUCGAUGCUCAAGGAGCACGACGUGCGCUUCUGCUUUACGUGCAUGGAGAUGAACGACAACUACGACGACAACGACAAGUGCCGGUCGCGCCCCGGGAAGCUCGUGGGCCAGGCCCGCGACGCCGUCACGGCGCUCGGCCUGAGCUUGAAGCAUAGCUUUGCGGGCGAGAACGCGCUUCCGAUUGGCGGCAACGACCAAAUCACGUCGAUCGCGGGCCACAUCGCCGGCGCCGCGUCGUUUACUUUCUUGCGGCUCACCGACACGUUUGACUUUGACUACUUGGGUCGCCUCGUGCAGCGCUUGAAGACAGUGUAAAAUUAUCCUGUACCCAAACCUGGAUAUAAAAAAGUGGUGUUGUAUACUCA